UAAUAAAAUAUUUACUUUCCGGUUUUACACGAACACAACCGAAGCGGCAAAUAUAAACAAGGAAAAGUUAUACUGAAUCGCUUAUUAUUGCUAUGAUUUCAAUGAAUAAUGUUAAGCAAUAAAAUUCCAAAAACUUUUAAUGAAUUGUUUUGGGUUGACAGAAUCUACAAAUAAAUCAUUCGUUCGUGCGACUGAGUGUUAAUAUUUAUUUUUAAGCGUAGCAAAUAUGGAUGAACAGAAAACUGUUCAAACUCCGAAAGGAUCAUCUAAACUGAGUUCAUCUCUGAAAGAACGUCUGAAGAAAUGUGGACGCUAUUAUUCCCCAGCUGUUUUAAAGAAUGCCAGCAACCCUCUUAAUCAAACCCAGCCUUGUACACCUGAUGCUAAAGCAACAGCAUUUUCAACAAGGUCUUUAAACUGUAUCACUCCAAGUUCUGCAGGUAGCCCUCAACUUAACCAAAGAACUCCUGUAGAAAAUUAUCCCUCAUCAUUGCUACUUACUCCAAACUCAUCCAAAUUCCACAGACAUCAGCUUCAAGAAGCAAGUUCACUUCUAACUCCAGUUUUGCGGAAGAAAAACUUCCAAGGACAGCAGGAUCUGAGAACUCCCAAAGCCAAGCGAAUAUGUUUGGCAUCACCAACUUCAGAGGUUCCUGUUGCUUCUUCUGGACAAGAAGGCCAAUGUCUGGGAGCAACAGGUACAGAUACUAAUAAGGUCUGUGAUAUUUUAGGAGAAGGAAAUGACAAAGCUAAUGAGAAAUUAGCAGUGAAUAGUCUUUUAGUGGACCAUGAAAAAGACGAUAGUCGAAAUGACUCUGAUGACAAGUUGGCUGUGAUAACUGGGAAUUGUGAAAGUUCCAACUUAGAACUCCGAAGGAGGAAAUCUUAUUUAGAGAAAUUACUAAAAGAAAAAAGAGAGCACUUGAGAAAACUUAAUAUGGUGAAACUGUACAGAUCAAAGAAUGAUUUUGCAAACCUUGAUGAUCUUAUUCUGAAGUGGACUCAAGUGUGUCAGCAAGUGCUGGUUGAUCUUCACUCUAAAGUACCAGAACCCAAACCUACUUUGACAGAAUUCAUCAAAUAUUUCAAUAUUGACUUUGAUUUCAUUAAAUUUAAUCCCGAAAAUGAAACAUUCUUGUAGAUAAGAGAAAAAGAGUAUAUGUGUGUGUGUAUGUAUAUACACAUAUACAUAUCAUCAUCAUAAUCAUCAUCAUCUUUACAAUCUAUACACAUGAUGCAACUAGUUGUGUGAAAUGCUAUCUCAAAACGACAGAUGCAAUAUUUUGUAACAAAGAAGAGAAAAUUAGUUUCUUCCUUGUGAUACAUUGACUGAAAUUAAUAUUUAUAAUGAAUUUCGAGGUGGUGAGUGGGUAGAAUCGUUAGCAAGCCUGGCAAAAUGCUUGACAGCAUUUUGUCUGUCUUCAUGUUUUGAGUUCAGAUUCUGCUGCAGUCGACUUUGCCUUUCUUCGUUUCAGGGUUAAAUAAAGUAAGUGCCAGUUGAGCACUAGGGUCAAUGUUAUCGGCUUACCCCCUCCACCAAGAUUGCUGACCUUGUACCAAAAUCAAUAUCUAUGACAAAUUUAAGGUGGCAAGCAGGCAGAAUCAUUAAUAUGCCAGGCAGAAUGCUUAUUGGCAUUUCGUCCAUCUGUACGUUCUGAGUUCAAAUCUCAUUGAGAUCAGCUUUGCAUUUCUUGCUUUUGGGGUCAGUAAAAUAAAUACCAAUUGAGUACUGGGGUUGAUGUAAUUGACUUACCCCCUUCCCUGAAAUUACUGGCUUCGUGCCAAAAUUUGAAAUAAUAUUCAUGACAAAUUCAUCAUCUUUGAUAUGUGUACAAGUUCUCACGUAGUACACUCUGAAUAAACAGUCCUGCAACACUGGCAGUUACUCUCUUCACAUUGACUUGUCUGGUUUAUCCAGUAUCCAGCCUAACAGAGUCAGGGUUAACAAAGGCUUUUUGUGUAUCAUAAAAAAAACCUACAUAUUCUCAUACUCACAUACACACUGCUAGUAAUUUACUUUAAUUUUCAAUAAAGCAACAAUAUUUGUUUAUAAUUUAGUAUUUUAAUUUUUUAUAAUCCAACUUUUUUUUUUUAUUAGCUGUGAUGUGAAUGGAUGGUGCUAAUUACAAAGUAACGAUUUCAAUGAUUACAUAUGAUAAUGAAUGUACGUUGUGUUCAAGGGACAUUACUCUGACAUACAUUAUUUAACUGAAAAGUAGGUUGUGAAGGUAAACCGUAAAACUUCCCACAUUUACUUUUUAUUAUUUUAUAUUGCAUUUUAUAAAACAAUGGCAUUGUUGGCUACAGGUUUCUAGUGGCCUUUCACUGAAGGACAGUGUGCCAGUUAUUGACAUUUAAGGUAAUUACUACACAAAGUAUUUUUGUUGAAAGUACUGAUAUAUUGAUUUUCUUGCUGAUAUUUACAUCUGUUACAACAUAUCAUCAUCAUUGUUUUAACGUCUAUUUUACAUGCUUGCAAGGGUUAGACGGAAUUUUGUUGUGGAAGAUUUUCUACAAGACCUUCCUAUUGCUAACCCUCACCUGUUUUCAAAUAAAGUAAUGUCCCCAUGACCAGACAUGUUUUCUGGGAAGACUGGAAAUGAAGGAUGCUGCUUGUAUGAUUGUGUGCUGUAGAGGCAAGGAAACAGUAACACAUACAUUGGAAAAUACAGGUAUAUCAAAUACUUUACAACAUAAAUUCUUGAUGUGUUAAAAUUAUCUCUGCUGCUAAAAUACUUAUCAUAAUUACCAAAUGUCAAUUAUUGAGAACAGCUCCAUUUAAGAGAGGAAAAUAAUCUCAACAACCAAGUAUUUUCCAGAGUUGACAUGCCAUUAAGGAAAUGGACAGGCUUGGAGAAGGUAGACAGUUAUAGACCUGUUUCUGCCUCAAUAGGUGUCUUUAGCCUGACAGUUGUCUCAAGUAGCCAAAGGACACAGGCAUAUACAAGAGUAAAGUGCAUUUAUGGCUUAGAGAGCGAAAAUAGUUUUCAUUUUAAGAGGGUUAAAAAAAAACAAAUUGCUUAACAGGUUACUAUGUUGUGAUUGUUCAAAAUAAAGCACAAAUGUAAUUAAUUUAAGCACAUUUUGUUAAACAUUUCAAAAAGGAAAAG
This is a messenger RNA of Octopus sinensis (East Asian common octopus), 3110 nucleotides long. Its product is annotated as swi5-dependent recombination DNA repair protein 1 homolog. Gene Ontology annotation, biological process: double-strand break repair via homologous recombination; positive regulation of DNA-templated transcription. Gene Ontology annotation, cellular component: Swi5-Sfr1 complex. Bases 227 to 1141 code for a protein of 304 amino acids. NCBI's taxonomy places the organism in Eukaryota, Metazoa, Mollusca, Cephalopoda, Octopoda, Octopodidae. The transcript is spliced from 3 exons. The record is from RefSeq and is a predicted model, not a curated record.